This is a messenger RNA of Oryzias melastigma (Indian medaka), 6960 nucleotides long. Its product is annotated as collagen alpha-6(VI) chain. The record is from RefSeq and is a predicted model, not a curated record. NCBI's taxonomy places the organism in Eukaryota, Metazoa, Chordata, Actinopteri, Beloniformes, Adrianichthyidae.
UCUCCUCAGGGACCCAUCAAGUGUGGGGGAACGUCUGGCUCCCAUCAAGAGAGGACGUGGUCUCUUCACACAUUCUCCUCUCCUGCAGGAGUUCGGGAAGCUCCUCCUCUUCCUGCUCUGGAAGGUUUUCGGUGGUGCAGCUUUGCACUCCGAGGCUGCAGUCUUCCUCAGAGGUCUGUGGACACUUCUGGAGAUCCUGGAAGUGUUCUGCAGCUGGAAGCGACUCCAAGAAGUUCUCCAGGAAGCAGAGCGGGGUUUGGUUUGGUGUGAGCCUCCUGAUCUCAGAGCUGAAGACGGUCAGGAUCAGACGUUUCCUGAAAAGCAGAAGAUGUCCAUCAUGCGUGGAAUAAGAGUAUGUCUGAUCUUCAUCAUAGCAGCUGUUCUCUUUGACGUGUCUGCUCAGAAGACAGAGUGUGAGAACGAUCUGGUGGGUGACAUCGUCUUCCUGGUCGACAGCUCUGGAAGCAUUGGCUCUGAAAACUUUGAUUUGAUUAAAGAGUUUCUGAAAAGCAUCAUCAAAGGCCUUGACAUCGGCCCUCAGAAGAUCCGGGUGGGGCUGGCUCAGUACAGCCGUAAAUUUCACCCAGAAUUCGGGCUGAAAGAUAAUGAGGACAAGGAAAGCCUGCUAAAUAAAGUCAACCAAAUGUACUACCGUAAAGGCAAAACCUGGACCGGCGAAGCCCUCGAUUCCAUUCGCACACGUUACUUCACUGAACUGGAGGGGAGCAGAGCCGGCGAAAGAGUCCCGCAGAUCGCCGUCCUCAUCACGGAUGGAGGUUCCAGUGACAACGUGGAAGAACCUGCCUGGAGGCUAAGGAACCACGGGGUGCUGGUGUUCUGCAUUGGGGUGGAGAUGAAAAACCAGACGAAGCUGGAGACCAUUGCCAGUCCCCCCCACCACCAUAACAUCCUCCCCAUUAAACGCUUUCAGGAUCUGCAGAGUCAGUUUGGCGACCUGCUCAAAAGCAUGUGUGUCUAUAUGGAGAAUCAGAAGAAAGUUUUAACCAACCGGUACGUAGACAUCUUCUACUUGGUGGACAGCGGUUUGUCUUUGGGAGAGUUUAUCCAGUUGAGGGAGAGGCUUUCUGAAAUGAUCAGCCGGACCGAUGUGGGUCUGUCCAGCUGCCGUCUCGGUCUGGCUCAGUUUGGUCAAGACAUCGAAGUCGAGUUCCUUCUGAACAAGCAUGAAACCAAAAGCGAGACUUUGGAAGCCGUUCAAAAGUUCAGUCUUCAGUCCCCGCCCAAUCAGCGGCGAAACCUCAGCCGGGCUUUGGAGUACGCCAAGACUCACUUCUUCGGUGCAGAGGCGGGGGGCCGAGCCCACCUGGGAGUGCCUCAGCUUCUGGUCAUUGUGCUGGAAAACGAACCGUAUUCUGUUACCACAUUAUACCACGAUGAGUCUGCAUUCGUCUGUGCUAGAGCACUGAAGUUGUUCGGAAUCAGUGUUAGCAUAAUGAGCAACAUGGAGUUUCCCGGCUCUAUAAAUGGACUUGCCUCUUCUGGGAUGGUUUUUCCCUCUCUCAGCCUGGCAGACUUGCACCAAAAGGUUUCCUCGUCAAAAGGGGUGGUUUCACGGCAGAGUGAAGAGUGUGAAGGCGCCGGUGCUGCUGAUGUUGUGUUCAUUCUGAGCGAUUCGGGAGGAUCCGGAGAGGACGACUUCCCCUUUCUGCUCGUUUUUCUGGACUUCAUCAUCAACAGCCUGGAAAUCGGUCAGGCCAAGGUCAGAGUGGGAAUCGUUACCGCCAGCCACGUGCCCAGAGUGGAAGCUCAUCUCAAUACGUUCCACGGAAAAGCAGAACUGGAGCACUUCAUCAGUCUCCUGCCCCCCCGUCAAGGUGGCGCUAAAAUCGGAGCUGCCUUGAACUCAACUCGGGAGGUGAUGUUCAGGGAGAGAAACAGGGGCCGGAGGAAUGCCCGGAAGGUUGCCAUAGUGAUCACGGAUACUAAAUCCCAGGACAGUGUGAGUGAAGCAGCGAGCUCCCUGCGCCGGGCCGGUACCACCGUUUAUGCCGUAGGAGUCAAAGACGCCGAGCGAACUGAACUGGAGGAGAUGGCCAGUCACCCAUCUUCCAGACAUGUCUUCCCCCGAGCGGAUUUCAGCAGUCUGGUGGCAGAGACUCAGACGCUGCUGAGAAGCCUGUGUAGCGGCAUCGCUGAGAGCUUGAAGACGGCUGGAGAAAGCUCCAAAGAUGCAGAGAAAGUGUGUGUGGACACAGACCAGGCAGACAUCUUCUUCCUCAUCGAGGACUCCGGAGGCAUCAGUCAGCUGGACUUCAGUGACACGCAAAAGUUUGUCAUCAGCUUCCUUCCAUUCUUCCACAUCGGGCCUCGGCACGUUCGAAUCGGAUUGGUGAAAUACUCCGAUUCGCCUUCUCUGGAGUUUGACCUGACAGAGAAGUCCGACCCAGACGCGGUGGAAAAAGCUGUUCUGGGAAUCCGACGGGAAGGAGGCGGUGCGUACACGGGAAGAGCUCUGUCCUUCAUGAACGCUCACUUAGAGAGGGACACGGCGAGUCGUCGGGUCCCACGGUUCCUGAUAGUCGUCACCGGCGGAGAGGCCACAGACGAAGUCAAAGGCCCAGCAGAAGCUUUGAGACAGAAGGACGUCACGCUUCUCGCCGUCGGGGUGAAGAACGCCAAUGAAACUCAGCUGAUGGAGAUAUCCGGUGACUCCAGAAGAACCUUCUACGUCAACCACUUUGAUGCCCUGGAGUCCAUCAGUGACGGCGUGCUGGCAGAGAUCUGUGCUCCCGCAGCUUGUCAGCAGGUUCCUGUGGACGUUUUCUUCCUAACGAGCGGCUUCGCCGGUUCAUCCAAGAGAGACUUCCAGAAAAUGAAAGAUCUGUUGAAAUCUGUCAUCAGCAUGUUCACCCUCGGACCAGAUGACGUUCGUGUGGGCGUCAUGCAGCUUGGUGGCAACAGGGGUCUGGAGUUUGGCCUGAACAAAUACUUCAGCAGUGAGGAAAUGUUGGGCGCCGUGGACAGAAUGCAGCCCGUGGAGGGGGGGAACCGCCUGGGAAGGAGCCUCACCGAGGUCUCCAAGUAUUUGGAGGCGGCCGGUGGAGGUCGACCGGGCCUGAAGCAGAGCCUGGUGGUGAUCACAGAUCUCUGGAGCAUCGAUGAGGUCAGAGGUCCAGCUUCAGCUCUGAGGGCCAGAGAGGUGGAGAUCUACGCCGUGGGAGUGCUGGAGGCCAGCAGGAAGCAGCUGCUGGAGAUCAGCGGCUCCUCAGACAAAGUCUUUCAUUUGGAAGACUUUGAUGGACUUCCUGCAUUGGGCGGACCGCUCGCCUUAAAGCUCUGUGGAAAAGGCGUCAGCGUCCUGCUCACCGUAGCCCUGCGGGGCGCCGACCCUGCUCAGCUGCAGAUGGUGGAGUUUGGUCGAGGGUUGCAGUACCGCGUCCCCCUCAGCAUCUCCUUGCCCGGCGUCAGCAGCAGCAUCCUCCAGCAGAUAAGCGGCGCGGCUCAUCGGCUCUGCUGCGGCGUCAUGUGCAAGUGUUGGGGACCUGAAGGGAUCCGUGGUCCUUCUGGCGCUCCCGGGAUGAAGGGCUCUUCUGGAAGGAGCGGCUGGCCGGGCUUUCCUGGAGAGGAGGGAGUAUCUGGGGAGCGGGGCCCUCCAGGUCAGAGUGGCCCUACUGGCCCCCAGGGCUGCCCUGGAUCCAGAGGACAGAAGGGUUCUCGAGGCCUGAGCGGCACCAGGGGUGAAGAAGGACUCGGCGGGCUGGACGGCGUCCAUGGAGAGCAGGGAGACGCAGGACCGGACGGCAUCGGAGGAAGAGCGGGACAUCCAGGGAGUCCGGGAGUCCCGGGGAUUGACGGGGAACGGGGUUCUGAAGGACAGCGAGGAUUAUGUGGAGAUCCGGGGGACCCAGGAGCCAACAGCGCCAUCAGGGGGCCCAGAGGAGAAUCCGGUCCUCCAGGGAAUCCAGGACAACCUGGAGUAGACGGAGGGGGGGGGGCAAUGGGAUCACCUGGAAACAAGGGUUCAGACGGGCGAAGAGGCCCCCCCGGAGAGCUGGGGCCAGCAGGUGGGGGCGGAGCUCCAGGAGGAACUGGCCCUCCAGGGACCUCUGGUCCACAGGGACCAAGGGGAGGAGGCGGAGACAGAGGGCCCAAAGGGGUGUCUGGUUUCCCCGGGGUUCAGGGGGCACUAGGACCAGCUGGAGAACCGGGACAAGCUGGACGGCGUGGUCGGAAUGGACAGAAGGGCCACCCAGGAGAACCGGGUCUGCAGGGAGCAGCAGGACCUCAGGGACCCAGAGGAGCUCCGGGUCGAAGCGGCGCUGUGGGUUUUGGACCGGCUGGACCUGCAGGAGCAAAGGGACAGCGCGGGUUUCCGGGUCAUCCGGGUCUUCAGGGAGAUGGUGGGUCCAGAGGAACCAAAGGGAACCCUGGACCUGCUGGCGGCCCGGGUGGACGGGGACGGUCAGGCUUGCCGGGAGCAGCUGGAGAGUCUGGAGAUCCUGGAAAUCCUGGACAUGGAGGAGCUAAAGGUCCUCCUGGAGCUCCGGAUUGGACCGAGUGCGAGCUGACGGCGUUCAUCAGGGACCACUGCGCCUGCAGCCGCGGUAACCCCGCCUCUCCGGCCCUCCCCACCGAGCUGGUCUUUGCUCUGGACUUCUCUGGUGACGUGUCCUCGUCCAGCUUUGAGCUGCAGCGCUCUGCGCUCUUUUACCUGCUGGAGGGGGUCACCGUCGCCCAUGGCAACUGUCCGGCAGGCGCCCGCGUCUCCGUGGUGGGAUUCCACGAGUGGACCACGCGUCUGAUCCGCUUCCAUGAACAUUCCCACCAGCGGCAGCUGGCAGCCGCCCUGAAGGACAUCCCCUGGAAGCGCACGCCGUUCCGGCGCCACCUCGGCGCCGCCAUGCGCUUCGUGGGUCAGAGCGUCUUCAAGCGCGUGCGAGCCGGACUGCAGGUGAGGAAGGUGGCCGUCUUCUUCUCCGGCGGGCAGACACAGGACGUCCACGAGGUAGCAGGAGCCCUGAUGGAGCUUCGAGCUCUGAACAUCGUCCCGGUGGUCGUCUCUCUGACGGACACGCCCCAAAUCGCUCGGGCCCUGGAGCUGGAUGACUCGGGGACCUCCAUCUUCACGGUCCUGGCGAGGCAGCAGGACUUGCCCUCUGCGCUCAGGAAGGUCAGGAACUGUGCCAUAAGCUUUGACCCCUGCAGACGCUCGGAGGACUGCGCCUUCAUCCAGGACCCGCCCCCGCCUCAGCAGAUGGCGGUGGACCUGGCGGUGGUUGUGGACGGCUCCAGGGAGGUCCAGGCGGACGAGUUCGCCGGAGCUCAGCAGCUGCUGGGCUCGGUUCUGGAGCAGCUGGCCGUGAGUGCCGAGCCCAGCCAGGCCCGGGUGGCCGUGGUCCAGCAGGGCUCCGCCCAGGCCCCCAAGCUGGAGUUCGGCCUACAGACCUUUCAGAACCGGGACCUGAUGAAGAGACACCUCCUCCAGAACAUGCAGCAGCAGGGUGGCCCCUCCCUGCUGGGACGGACGCUGGAAUACACCCUGAGGGAGGUGCUGCCGAGGGCGGACCAGACCCGGCGGAAGAGGGUUCUGCUGACCGUGCUGGCGACCCGGACGGCCUUCGAGGACCGGAGCGCGCUCAGAAGCGCCUCCCAGAGGGCCCACUGUGACGGGGUGGCGCUGUUCGUGCUGACAGUAGGAGACCGCUACAACCAGACGCAGGUGGAGGAGCUGGCCAGCUCACCUGUGCAGCAGCACCUGAUCCACGUGGACCGGCUGGGGGCGGAGGGGCGGAGCUACGCCCAGCGCUUCUUCAGGGUCUUCCUGUCCGCGCUCAGCAAGGGCCUGAACUCUUACCCCGCCCCCUCGUUAAGGCGGACCUGCCGACAGCUGAACGACGCACAGAUCCUCGGCGGCCGCGUUGUGGAAGAUUGAACAGAUGAAGAAUCACCAGAAAUCUGCUGAGAUGAGCGACCAUGGAAGCCCGCAGUUCUGCAGAACUGGACCGGCUUCGGUUCUUCAUCUUCAAACGCCCCAAACAUCCUGAUGAAGUCAGACUGUCAGAGUCCUGGAGGUCUGGAGAGCUUCAGUUUCCAUGAUUCCCAGCAGGAAGUUCGGACUGAGACUGAGAUUCGCUUCCUGUUGGUGCUGUAAUCAGAUUACAAUAAGUAACUGUACUUUAGUGGUCAUCGAGAUGACCGCUUGGAUGCACUUUAAUAAAAGUGUUGGGUUCUGUCUCAGGUUUACCUGAAAAGGUGUUGAGAAAGACUUCAAUGACAGCGCCGCCCCCCCCAAGCUCCUCCCAGACCUUCAGAACUUAAAAUAGCUUUUAAAAUAACUUCAUCCGUUUUGUCACUAGUUAACAACUCAACUGGAAGCCCCGCCCACCCUCUCUCAUUGGUGAUGCGCCACUGGAACAUAAGCUUCAACUGAUUAGACAGCUGGGCUGUUGUCAUGACAACAUGGGGGAAACCUGGAGUCCAGAAAGCAUCAGAUGACCUUCAUCGGACGUCCGUCAUAAGACGACCUUUAGAAAAUGACCUUCAGCAGACGGUGUGAGUGCAGGUGAAAUCCUGCAGAGUUGAGUUUCCUGAUGGACUUGGAGGUUUCGGCCUGUCGUCGUAGUAACGUCUUAAGGUCUCUGUGCGCUGACCACAUCUUUGACCUCACAGUUUUUCUCCAUCGAUUCUCACAACAGUUAGUGCAACCUCCACAACAUGUAGUCUUUGGACUCAACCUACUGACAGUUUCAUGUUCAUUUCAUCCAAUGGUGAAUAACUUUGUAUAAAUCUCUACAAAAUGAUCACUUUUGACUUGCUUAUUCAUUUGUUUUAUCAUGUCUGCCAAAAUGAUCUGAACUUUUCCAGGCUGAAUAGUUAUUGUUUAUAAAACUAAUAAUCUUCAUUUCAUUGAUUGUAUCUUUGUACACGAACUUGUUGAACAUGUCGUCAAACAUUUUGUGCGUCCAUUUUAAAUUAAAUUGUUCUUGUGUUUUCAUAAAA